Culicoides brevitarsis is the source of this 1792-nucleotide messenger RNA. RefSeq lists its product as uncharacterized. Bases 91 to 1731 code for a protein of 546 amino acids. Lineage: Eukaryota; Metazoa; Arthropoda; Insecta; Diptera; Ceratopogonidae. The transcript is spliced from 5 exons. The record is from RefSeq and is a predicted model, not a curated record.
CCUUUUUGUGGCUGUGACAAAAAAUAUUUGCAGAAAUUAUUUGAAUUUUUCGUACGAAAAAGACUCAAAGUCUUUGAAUUUGUGAUAAAAAUGACUUUAAAAGAGAGAUUUUUCUUCAUUUUUUUAAUUUACUUUUUGAUAUCCGGCAUGACAAACGGGACUUUUCUCAAAGCUGUGCCUGCAAAAACGUUAAUUGAUCCGAGAAAUUUAUCCGCUGGAAGUGAUGAUGUGCUCGAAAGUAUUCAUCUUUUGAACGAUGGAGGCGGAAAAUCUGAAGAUUUGGAGAAAAUGGAAGAUGAUUAUGAUGCAAUUGAAGAAAUUAAAUUUUUGGAUGAUGGCGAAACGACACAAAUUUCAACUUUGGAGACUUCAGAAGUAACGAGUGAAAGUUCUGUUGGGACUUCUGACGGAAUUUCAUCUUCAACGAGUUCAUCGACAACAAUUGUUUCGACAAAAAGUGACGAAAUUUCAUCAACUACAGUUGCUUCAUCUUCAACAACGACUCCUUUUCCAAAGAUUUGCGAUUAUGAACUAACUUCGGAUACGGAAUUAAAAUUUCCGAAUGAUGAAUUGACUUUUGAUAAGAAUCAUAAUGUUUCUUGGUGUUUUCAUUUACCUGAUGGUCCUUUCGUUGAUAUUCACGUAGAAACACUCGAUCUCGAUCCAAAAACGGAUUAUCUCAUCAUUUCUGCGGGAAACGGCGACGACGACGACGACGAUGAAAAGGGAAAAUUCAUUACGGGAUCUCAUCAAAACGUCUCUUUUCGCAUAAUUCACACGAAUCGCGCUCUCAUCUCGUUACGUUACGAAGCAAAAUCCAAACCGAAAAAUUGGGGCUUCAAACUUUUCGUUUCUUCUGUCGGGCAACAUCCGUCGUCAACGACGCCCGAACCCACAACUGUUCCUUCGUUCACGGGCGACCUUCAGACAAUCACGAAAAGUCUCUCGAUCGCUCACGAACUUCAAAAUCACACCGAUUUGUGGGAUGUCACGUUGCGAAAUGCCCUCGUUGAUGCCACGAAUCUUUGGCGAGACGAACACAACUUUACGGAAUUCCUUCAAAAGUGUCGUCGCGAAAAUGUCGUCAUCAAAAAAGUUUCUCCUUGUCCCAAAAGUUGGCCUGAUAAUUUGAAUUGUGUGAGAUUGGAGUUUGGAAUUCCCUUGAAUGAGACAGAUUUUAAUGGAGAAUUGCCCGAACAGCUCAGUUCUGUGUAUGAGUUGACCGAGGAGCAUCUCGAGGAAAUUUGGCGCGAAUUUGGCAUCCAAAAGUUGCACGAAAUUGGAAUGACGGAGUACUUUUUGCCAAAUUUUACGGCAGUUUUAGCUACAUGGACCGGAGUUAGUGUUGGCGUGAUUGUCUUUUUUUGCAUAGUUUUGUUUGUGAUUUGGAAAAAUGAUUUGUUCAAAGGAUAUCGACGCAUGAACGAAGAAACUGAGGAAAAACCGCGCGAUGAAACGAAACAAAAUGACAUUACGAUGAUUCCAACGCCCUUUUUGUAUGGCGAAGAUGAGUUUCCUGAAGGCUUUGGAGAUGAAUUUGAACGCGACAGUUCAAUCCACGAACCAGAUACGACAAUUUUCGACGUGCGAACCCCUCCGCCUUCUAAAAAUACCGUCAGAUUCGCCAAAAACGAUCAAAACAUCGAAGAUUUGAGACACGGAGCAUACACAAACCCAUUUGCGCUUGAAAUUGAAGCCUCUGAAUACGGAUAUCGGGACUCUGAAUGUUGAAAAUGCCUAAAAAAUUAGAAAAAAAUGUAAAUAGUUUGUAUUAAAAAUCAAAAUUAACAAA